Molecule: messenger RNA, 1488 nt
Organism: Stegastes partitus (bicolor damselfish)
Lineage: Eukaryota; Metazoa; Chordata; Actinopteri; Pomacentridae
Product: excitatory amino acid transporter 5-like
Exons: 10
Coding region: 46-1488 (480 amino acids)
Biological process (GO): L-glutamate transmembrane transport
Cellular component (GO): plasma membrane
Molecular function (GO): L-glutamate transmembrane transporter activity; neutral L-amino acid transmembrane transporter activity; glutamate:sodium symporter activity
Source: RefSeq, a predicted model, not a curated record
UCACUGCAGGCUAAAAUCUACUUUUCUUUUCCUGGAGAGCUGCUGAUGAGGAUGCUGAAGAUGCUCAUCCUUCCUCUCAUCACGUCCAGUUUAAUGUCGGGCUUGUCGUCGAUGGAGUCGAAGGCGUGCUGCCGGAUGGGCGUCCUCACCGUCACCUACUACCUGUGGACCACCUUCAUCGCCGUAGUCGUCGGCAUCGUGCUCGUCAUCAUCAUCAAGCCCGGCGUGGGGACGGAGAUGGAAAGCAACCGGCUGGGCGGUGGGCCUGUCAUGACCUCAGCCGACGCCCUGCUCGACCUCAUCAGAAACAUGGUUCCCUCCAACCUGAUCGAAGCCACGUUUCAGCAGUACAAAACCGACCUGAUUCCCAUCCUCAAAGUCCCGGCCAGAACCAUACAGCCCAACUUCGUCUAUGUUGUCCCAGAUGACAGCGACCUCAAAGGGCAGACGGUGUACCUGGAGCUGACUCCACCCCCAGAGGUCUUGUACAAGACCAGUCCUGGCAGCAGCCAGCAGAUGAACGUACUCGGCAUUGUCAUCUUCUCUGCUACCAUGGGUCUGUUACUGGGCAGGAUGGGAGAACGAGGAGCUCCGCUGGUCAACGUCUGUCAGUGUAUCAACGAGUGUGUGAUGAAGAUCAUCAACGCUGCUGUGUGGUAUUUCCCAUUUGGCAUCAUAUUCCUGGUGGCGGGGAAGAUCCUGGACAUGCAGGACCCGAGCACGCUGGGAAAGAAGCUGGGCUGGUACGGCAUCACUGUGCUCGCCGGCCUCUUCGUCCACGGACUCGUCCUCCUCCCUCUCUUCUACUUCAUCCUCACCAGAAAGAACCCAUUCAGCUACAUCCGUGGGCUGCUGCAGGCCAUGGUGAUCGCCCUGGCCACCUCGUCCAGCUCAGCCACACUACCCAUCACCAUGAAGUGUUUGUUGGAGAACUGCCAUGUGGAUCGGCAGAUCGCUCGCUUCGUCCUCCCGGUAGGAGCCACCAUCAACAUGGAUGGCACGGCGCUGUACGAGGCUGUGGCGGCCAUCUUUAUUGCUCAGGUCAAUGACUACGAGCUGGACUUUGGCCAGUUAGUUACCAUCAGCAUCACAGCCACAGCUGCCAGUAUCGGUGCAGCCGGGAUCCCUCAGGCCGGUCUGGUUACCAUGGUGAUUGUACUCACAUCAGUGGGCCUGCCUCCAGACGACAUCACACUUAUCGUGGCCAUCGACUGGAUCCUCGACCGGUUUCGGACCAUGAUCAACGUCCUGGGUGAUGCCCUGGCAGCAGGAAUCAUUGCCCACCUCUGUCGGAAAGACUUCCCUCUUAGUGGAGUAGGAAAGUCCGUGCCCUCCUAUGGGACGCAGACUCCUCACAACAACUCCCACAGCGUUGAUGUGCCAAUGACGGAGAUCCACACCCACAAAGACUGCAUGUUUGAGACAAUGGGCGACUCGGCGGGCCAGAAAAACGCACACACCGUCUACUACAACAUCUGUCAGGUGUGA